CACGUCCUCCUCUGUGGUGCGAUGCGCGCUCCCGCUGCCUGUCUUGCGCGGCGCCGUUGCUGCGGAAUUGACGGGGUUGCCGUCGGCGCGAGAGCGGAUACGGACACCCAGAUAGAAAAUAAUGAACAACAAAUUUGACGCCCUAAAAGAUGAUGACAGCGGAGACCAUGACCAGGACAACAGCUCACCGAAUGAUGGGGAAAAGGGAAAAAUUGACGACGAUGAGAAGGAUUCAAACACUACAAAAAGAAAUGCGGUGGUGCCAGGGACUGAUGAGCACCCUCUUCAAUUCAACUACUCAUUUUGGUAUUCUCGCCGCACACCGGGACGGCCCGCCAGCACGCAGAGCUACGAACAGAACAUCAAACAAAUCGGCAGCUUUGCUUCGGUGGAGCAGUUCUGGCGUUUUUAUAGUCACAUGAUCAGACCGGGCGAUCUGACUGGCCACAGCGAUUUCCACCUGUUUAAGGAAGGGAUCAAGCCCAUGUGGGAGGAUGAUGCUAAUAAGAGUGGAGGUAAAUGGAUCAUUCGGCUUCGUAAAGGUCUGGCGUCCCGCUGCUGGGAGAAUCUGAUCCUGGCCAUACUGGGAGAACAGUUCAUGGUGGGAGAGGAGAUCUGUGGGGCUGUCGUGUCCGUUCGCUUCCAGGAAGAUAUCAUUUCUAUCUGGAAUAAGACGGCCAGCGAUCAGGCCACCACCGCUCGCAUUAGAGACACUUUACGCAGAGUUCUCAAUCUGCCUCCUAAUACCAUUAUGGAGUACAAAACACAUACCGACAGCAUCAAGGCCUGGGAGGAUUUUCAUGGUCUAGUAAAUGCAAGUGGAGGUCGCUAGUGUUUAAUCCUGCAUGGUAAAACUCCCAAUGAAGAGGACGUGUCCAUCGACAGUGACCGGAUCAUUUUCUUGUUUUAAAAAACGAAAGGGAUCUCAUCGGCAUGAGAAGUUUUACCGCUGAAAGCAUCUGGAUGUGUGUUUGAAUACAUCACCUGAAAGCUCUUACAGAAGAAACCAAAUCAUCAAAAAGCGAAAUAUUCUUUUGGACCCCUACAGACGUUGAGAUUAAAGUGGGUGGAGCCAGCAGGACCACAGAGUUUAGCCGCUGCGAUAUGAACUAAUGGCUGGGAACUGCCACAGUUGUCUAAAUAAAAUAACACACCCCUGAGUAGUACAGACACAUUUACAUGAAUUAGCACUUGAUUAACGCAGUGUCCAAAAAAAGGUCAUGUUUAGGUCAUGUGAGGUCGCAGGUUGAUGGGAAUAUUUUGCUAUAGUGCAGUAUUUUAGCUACAGCGUUGAGAGUUGUUUUAACUUAGAACUGUUGUACAAAAAAGAGUUAUAUUUCUAUUUGAAAAGAUCUAUAAUGCAAACUUUAUUUCUUGUUGAUGGAGUGUAAACCCAAAGGACUGUGCCCUCCGUGAGGCGAGUAUUAUGGGUACCAUGCUGCCUGAUUCACUGUGCCUGGUCUUCUGGCCAAAACACAUUAUCGCCGAUUGUCAAAAUCGCUCUACAUCCUGGCACUCUGCUAGGGGGAGGAGUCACUAAUUUUAGAAUCAGCAGAAAUCACUCAAACGUAUUGAUGGAUAGUGUUAACACAUCUGGAGUUACUGGGGACUCUGGUAUCAACACCUCAACUGCCUGAAAUUCAGUGCUGGUGCUGGUCAAAGUUGUGUUUGAGGCUCAAAAGGAGAGAAAAUGUGGUUUAUGAUUGAUCACAGCAAUAAAUGUUGUUUAUGCA
Molecule: messenger RNA, 1733 nt
Organism: Triplophysa dalaica
Lineage: Eukaryota; Metazoa; Chordata; Actinopteri; Cypriniformes; Nemacheilidae
Gene: eif4e2
Product: eukaryotic translation initiation factor 4E family member 2
Exons: 8
Coding region: 122-832 (236 amino acids)
Biological process (GO): translational initiation
Cellular component (GO): eukaryotic translation initiation factor 4F complex; cytoplasm
Molecular function (GO): translation initiation factor activity; RNA 7-methylguanosine cap binding
Source: RefSeq, a predicted model, not a curated record